CUUUCACGAACUCGAUCAUGUUCCCCAAGCUCACCUUCGCCCUCCUCCUCACUCCCCUCCUCACCCACGCCCAAUCAAUCCCCGGCCUCCCCGCCUGCGCUGGCUCCUGCUACGCAUCCGCCCAGGCCUCCUCUGGAUGUUCAUCCGUCGACAUAGCGUGUAUCUGCUCUAACACCGCUUUCAUUGAGUCGCUUGUGGGGUGUGUGUUGAGUGGGUGUGACGCGGCGGAUCAAGCUACGGUUUUCCAGUUUGCGCAGACGUUUUGUGGGGCGGCUGGUGUGUCAGUUAAUCCGAGUGGAAUUGCGAGUGCUUAUAGUGCUACUGCGGCCGGUACGGGUGGGGGGACGACGUCGUCGUUGUCUGAGGGGGUGGUGACAUCGAGUGUACCGAGCGUGUCGACGGUGAGCGCGAACGCGUCCGCUGCAGUUCCAACUUAUUGCGAGGGUCUUGUCUCCGUCUACGAAUAUUUCGCCAACCUCUCUUUUGCCUGCAACACCACCUCGAACUCCACGAACGCUACCUCCGCCAAUGCCACUGGUACCUCCACCGCUCUCCCCUCCUCCUUGUUCACCGAUGUUCCCAUCAACCUGAACAUCACCGCCAACGUCACCAACUCCACAGCCAGUCUUACCUCUGGAUCAUUCUGCACAGACAUCCCCUCCAUACUCGCCGACGUCUACCUCGCUCUCGGGGCUUGUGCCUCCCCGUCCACUUUCCCGAAUGGGACGGAUGGAGCGACGAAUUAUCUGAGUGAGUUUUGGAGUGAGUGGUGUGAGGUGCAGAAUGCGACGGUAAGUGAGGGAGAGCCCUUGGGGUAUAGUUUUGUGUGUGUGAGUACGAGUGCGGGUUUAACGAUUACGGCGGGGGUACCGGUGGAUAGUACCGUGGUCGCGACGAGUACGAGUAUGUGAUAUGUAGACAGGUAAGGGGCGAGGAAGUGUUGAUUAUAUGUUAGCCAAGUCUUUCAUGCGAACCAAUCUAGCUAUAUCACUACAUGAGCU
This is a messenger RNA of Saitoella complicata NRRL Y-17804, 1001 nucleotides long. RefSeq lists its product as uncharacterized. Bases 18 to 911 code for a protein of 297 amino acids. The transcript has a single exon. The record is from RefSeq and is a predicted model, not a curated record. NCBI's taxonomy places the organism in Eukaryota, Fungi, Ascomycota, Saitoellomycetes, Saitoellales, Saitoellaceae.